UCGAUCGCACAAUCCUCAAUUCUUCGACGCAAACCGUCACAGAUCAUUUGUCGUGGGCCAAAAGCGCAAUGGCAAGCGGCGGCACAUCACGGGAUCAGGACGAGCGCGCCGGGGCGGAGAUUGUGCAUGGUUCGGAAGAGUGCUAUCGUCACUCGGUCGAGCUCUUGGCAGAGCUAGGGUUCCCUAGAGGCGUUCUUCCCCUGCAGGACCUCGAAGAGUGCGGAAGAGUUCGAGAAACGGGGUUCGUCUGGAUGAAACAGAAGGCCCCGUACGAGCAUUUCUUUGCUGGGACUAACACCCGAGUGAGCUAUGCUUCAGAGGUGACUGCGUACGUGGAGAAGUUGAAGAUGAAGAAGAUGACCGGAGUCAAGAGCAAACAGGCCGUAUUUUUGUGGGUGCCCAUAACUGAGAUGAGCAUGGAAGAUGCAUCAAGCAAGAAGAUCUAUUUCAAAACACCAAUGGGGAUUGGCAAAUCUUUUCCCAUUACAGCCUUCAUGAAUGAGGAAGAGAAGAAGAAGUAUCUGGAGAAGGCGAAUGGUACUGAUCAAUGAAGGAAGGAACGAAAACUUCUUCAUAAUUAUUCUGCAGCUAGAUUUUCUUUUGUUGUUGAACAAUCUCUUACUGUUUUUAUUUCGUACUCUGUUUGUCUUUUGAAUCAGUUUCAUUUCACCGACUGCAUCAAUAUAUAUAUUUAAGCGUUUGCUCGAUCUUAGUGGAUCGCAAUCAAUAAUCCAAUAUUUCUUUGUCAUUUUGUCCUA
This is a messenger RNA of Carya illinoinensis, 758 nucleotides long. RefSeq lists its product as uncharacterized. Lineage: Eukaryota; Viridiplantae; Streptophyta; Magnoliopsida; Fagales; Juglandaceae. Bases 69 to 551 code for a protein of 160 amino acids. The transcript has a single exon. The record is from RefSeq and is a predicted model, not a curated record.